Penaeus vannamei (Pacific white shrimp) is the source of this 1803-nucleotide messenger RNA. NCBI's taxonomy places the organism in Eukaryota, Metazoa, Arthropoda, Malacostraca, Decapoda, Penaeidae. The record is from RefSeq and is a predicted model, not a curated record.
AUGGAGGAGGAGUCGCCGCUGCCCAAGAAGGAGCCCCUGGAGAUGCUGGCCAAGGCUGUGUGGCCUGAGGACGAGUACAUUGUGGAAUAUUCACUCGAGACGGGCGUUCUGCGGCUGUCCCCCGCUACGCGCCAAGAGACUCACAUCCCUGUGCAAAGAUCGUCACCCUCCACAACGACCAUGAAGGAUGCUUGCUUUGGCGACACGCUCUCACGAUUCAUCCUGGACGAGUUCCUUGGCUACGACGACAUCCUCAUGGGGUCCAUCAAGAGCCUGGCGGAGAAGGAAGAGAACAAGGGAUAUCUGAGGAACGUGGUCACGGGAGAGCACUACCGCUUCGUCAGCAUGUGGAUGGGGGGCAGCAACUACCUCGCUGCGGCCUUCGUCAUGGUGGUCUUCACCCUGAGCGUGUCAAUGCUUAGCGUUACUUCCCACCAGAUCUUCCUCUUCAUCGUUGUUGACCUGCUGCAGAUGCUGGAGCUCAACGUGGCCAUCACCUUCCCUGCCGCCCCCAUGCUUACCGUCAUCCUCGCGCUUGUCGGCAUGGAGGCCAUCAUGUCGGAGUUCUUCAACGACACUUCGACUGCCUUCUACAUCAUCGUGCUUGUGUGGGUGUGCGACCAGUAUGAGGCCAUCUGCUGCCACACACCCAUCACCAGGAGGCACUGGCUGCGCUUCUUCUACUUGUAUCAUUUCGCCUUCUACGCCUACCAUUAUCGCUUCAAUGGACAAUAUUCUUGGCUGGCGCUUAUGACUUCGUGGCUCUUCAUACUGCACUCCAUGCUCUACUUCUUCCACCACUACGAGCUGCCGGCCAUCCUGCAGCACGCGCAGAUCCAGCAGCUGGGGCGCGUGCACACCGUCAACAUCGUGCUGCGCAACGUCCUCACCAACAACAACAACAACAACAACGCUGCGGGCGCCAACAACCCCGGCGACGGCGGAGGCGGGGAGAACGCCGCCGGCGCCGCCACCCGCGACGCCGGCGGCCAGGCGCGGCCCGGCGCGGCCGCUGCCAACCGGGGCGCGCGGAACGAGGGCGCCGCCGCCCGCCCCAACGCCUCGCCGGUCGUCAACCUGGUGUUCCGCAACAUCACGGGCGCCGUCGCCAACAGGAACGGCAACCCGCCCUUCAGCUUCGUCUUCAGGAACGUCAGGAACAUCGUACAGAACCUGCACCAGAACACGGCAGCGGCGACGGCGGCGGCUACGGCGGCGGCGGAGACGAGCGCAUCGACGACGACCACGACCGCCACGCCCUCCUCCUCUCCCUCCUCCUCCGCCGCUGGCGCGUCCACGAGCACCUCCACGUCGGGGGCGGCUCCCCGCGCCGCCGCCGCCCCCUCGCCGGGCACGGGCGGCCUGGGCGGCGCCCCGAGAGUCACAUUCCAGGUGACGACGUCGGGCGGCACCUCCGCCGUGAACGCCUUCUCCCUGUCGUCGCUGCUGUUCCGCAACGCCAGCGCCGCCGCCGCCGCGACCGCGCCCAGCGGCCCCGCGGCUGCCCCGGCCAGCCCCCCGUCCGGCGCCGCGGCGGAGGCCCCGGCGGCGGGCGCGUCUUCGAGGGGCGCCGACGUCAGCAGCGAGCAUAAGGAUGGCGCGCGCCGAAGCCGCGUACAGCCCAGUGCUGGUGGAGGGCGCGGGCGGCGGGGCCGCGGCGGUCCCGACAGCGGCGGGGCGACGAAGGCGGCGGCGACGGGCGUCGCGUACGACCCCGCAGAGGCGGCCGCCCCCGCCGUCAGACUCGCAGGAGCGCAUUGUGAUAGCCCCGCGGGGGGCGUCCCCCCGACGGAGUCCCUAUAG